Molecule: messenger RNA, 495 nt
Organism: Linum trigynum
Lineage: Eukaryota; Viridiplantae; Streptophyta; Magnoliopsida; Malpighiales; Linaceae
Source: the annotation of a GenBank genome assembly
AUGGAGAGUGAUGGCAGUGGCAUUAGGAGGCGUGUACAUGCAGAGGGCGAAGAUAAAGAAGGAGGAGCACAACAACGAGAAUAUUAUCCAGCCGGCAGCAGCGGUCCUUACUUACCUCUCCCCGGUGGCGAUGACAAUCGGUUGAAGGAGCUGGGUUAUAAGCAAGAACCUCGUCGCCAUCUGGCGAUUGGGAGUUUCACGACGAUUUUCAACAUCAUAUCGAUAAUCACGGGGAUCAGCACACUGUACCAUAUGGGCUUGGGUUUUGGUGGGCAUGUAACGAUGAUCUACGGCUGGCCCAUAGUGGGCUCUCUCACGCUAAUGGUGGCCCUCUCCAUGGCUAAGAUCUGCUUGGCUUAUCCCACAUCCAGUGGGCUUUACUUCUGGAGUGCAAAGUUGUGUGGCAACCAAUGGGGGCCUUUUGCGUCUUGGCUUACAAGAUGCCUUUGCCUAAACGACGACACAAUGCAUAUGGGCUUUUCUGUAAAUUCCUAA